UACAAAGAACGGGAAGACUUCCUCUCUCGGUAUUAGCUAAGCCGAAUCCUUUGCGGUUACGUGAAUUUUGGAGGAAAUUUUAAAGACUAUCUGUAAAGCGUUCCAUUUGGGGAGGUUUCUUCCCUGCUCCGUGGUAGCCUCGGGUGAGGUCGGACCCAUUUUGCCCGACGUCCUUCUCGGUGACUUUCGGCUCUAGUCGUUCAAGGCAGGAAUGGACGAAGCGGACUCGGCCACGAAGGCGCUCGGGCUAGAUGAACCGCCCAUCGGCGAGCCGCCGGUGGAGGGAGUGGGCUCGGAUACCGAGUCGGAGGCCGAAGUUACCACGAUGGCUGUGAUGGCGGAACCGGGAAACAUCGGCUUGGGAGCCGAGUCCCUACCGAACCCAGACGAGGCCGAGGCUGCGUUUGCAGAUGUGACGGCGGUCACAGUGGGAACUGUUCAUGCAACGGAGGACAACGUCUUCACUACAACCGUCGCCACAUCCGGAAGUCUCCCCGAACACGUGCUGAGCGGUAGGGCCACUCUCCAGCUAGGUGAAGGUCUCAGUACCCAGAAGGCUACUCUGAUUGUGGUUCACACUGACGGCAGCAUUGUAGAAGCUGCUGGCCUCAAGUCUGCUGCCACCAUCACAUCAGGCCCACAGACUCCACCCACUCCUCUGACUCCACCCCAGGACAAAGACUCCUGCUCUAAGUACAACUGGGACCCCUCAGUCUACAAUAAUGAGCUGCCGGUCCGCUGCAGGAACACCAGCGGAGUCCUGUACAAAAGUAGACUGGGAUCAGGGGGCAAAGGUCGCUGCAUUAAACACAACCAGCAGUGGUACACUCCCACUGAGUUUGAAGGUCUAGCAGGGCGAGCGAGCAGCAAAGACUGGAAGAGAAGUAUCAGAUAUGCUGGCAGGCCUCUGCUCUGCCUCAUUCAGGAACAUAUCUUGAACCCCCACGCUGCUUCCUGUACCUGUGCAGCCUGCUGUGAUGACCUGGUAGCGGUGAGUGAGUGUCCAAAGGAGGGAGACUCUCUGGGAGCAGAAAAUAUCAGUAUGACCGGCCCAGUACGCCUCUUUGUCCCAUACAAGAGACGGAAGAAGGACACUGAGCCUCUGGCUGUUCCUGCCAAGAAGGAACUUCCCACUGCCAAAAACAUUACAUUGACGCCAGGGACCACAUUCACGGUGUCCCCGUCUGGGCAGUUCACCACUUCUGGCACCUUGACCUUUGACCGCACCCCCACGGGCGACGCUGCUGCUGCCAUCAUCUCAGAGGGCUCAGUGCAGAGCGAGGCGUUUGCCAGCACUGCAGUGCUGACGGCAUUGCCAGCAUUAGCUGUGGCUCAUCAGCCAGUUCAGGCCAAAGUCACAGUGGCAGCUACAGCAGCGUCUCCAUCUGCAGCACUGGUGGCUGGCCUUGAGGUGGGUCCUGUUGUCGGAGCAGGGCCAACAGUGAGCGAGGGGCAGAAGAACACCUGGCUUUAUCUGGAGGAGAUGGCCAACACACUGCUGAACAAUGUCCAGCAGCUGAAGGCUCUAAUCGAACAGGCCAAAAACUCUGCAGGGGACCCCGUAGGGGUCAAGGGUAAUGGAGGCAGGAAGGAGUGUGGUCUUACACAAGCGUUUCAGAACCAGAUCUCGUUUCAGCAGCCAGACGACUCAGAGGCCAAGAGGAGCUCUGAAAUCACAGAGAUUAUCAUCAAUCAGAUGUGCGUGAACUGCGGUCGGGUAGCAAUGAGUGAGUGCACGGGAUGUCACAAAGUCAACUACUGCUCCACCUUCUGUCAGAGGAAGGACUGGAAGGAUCAUCAACACACCUGCUCUCAGUCAGCAGGGGGCAUGGCUGUCCAGCAGGAAGACCCAAUCACAGCCUUGGACAUGGACAAAGUGAAGUGAAGCUGUAGCAGUUUAGAUGAAAGUCUGUGCAUAGUUUCAGUGAGGUGAUCAGCUGCUGCGAGCUGGAAGUUGUAAAAAGGAAGGAGAGAUAUUAAACACUGCUAUUUUCAAGCAGGUGUAUUAGAGCCCUUAAAGUAAAGGUUUUUCCGCAGACGUGAAGAAGGUCAGUGAUGGACUGAGCGCUGACACUGUUGUACCAAAUCUAGGCUGUCUUCGUAUUUACAGAGAGAACUCAGGAGUGUUAUUACAGCAGCAUCCAAUGAAAUGCUGAUUCUAACUGAUAUUUUCAUUACUAAUUUAUCUUGUCCCUAUUUCUGUUAUAAUUUAGUGACUUUAUUACAUUGUCAUCAAUUUUCAUAUUUAUGGUUUGUAUCUUCCCUCAGUGACUGUUACCUGUCUGCUGGUUAAAUGGGACAUAUUAUACUUAUUUUCUGUCAUAUAUACAUGAGCAUGAUGGCCAAAUUUUCAAAUAAUGGGUUCAAGUGUAUGUACAGGUCUCUGUGAGGCUAAAGGUCAGACUUCAAAGUACUCUAAACACUUUUUUAAUUUAUUAAUUUAUUUUUUACUUUGGGAUCUGUAUAGUGUCACAGAUAUCCCUCAUGUGGUCAUCUCAGGAAAUCAGCUUUGGUUGUGAGCAUAUAGGCCCCACCCACCUCUUCUAUUUGAGAGUGACAGCUAAUCAGAAGAAAACUGGUUAAUCUUCCAAAGUCUUAAGUUCUCAUUGAUGAUGGAAACUAACCCCAACUAAUGUUUGGAGAAAAAUGAAUGGAUGUUUUUGGAAAAAAAUAAAUAAUUUUUGAUGUGUCACUUUGAACUUUUUGCCAAAACUUUGGAGAACAUUUUUCAAUAGACAGAAAUUACAUAUUUACCAAAUGGUCAGAGCUGCUUAUCAUUGAUGAGGAUUAAGGUAGGGGAGGAUAAAUAAAGCUCAACACAUCAGUGAAAUAAUAUCCACAUAUAAAUGUAUUUAAUGUUAAACCAGCAGAUCUUAUUGAUGUGGGUUUUUUUUUUAAUUAUUAUUAUUAUUGUGACUCUUUGAUCAAAUAGAUGUUCAAAAUACAAAUUUGUGACUUGAACAUGAAGCAACCAAAAUCACUAUCCUGCAUGUUUUGCUUUUUUUUUUUUUUUUCUGGCAAAAACAAUUUCUGUAAAUUAUUAAUUUCCAAGAUAUGAAUGAUUCAGUUUCUCUGUCUCUAUAGAGUCGCUUAAGUCCAGAAGGAAAAGUACAAAUUAUUGUGCAUAACUGUGAAUACAAUAU
This is a messenger RNA of Archocentrus centrarchus (flier cichlid), 3143 nucleotides long. RefSeq names its product DEAF1 transcription factor (gene deaf1). Gene Ontology annotation, cellular component: nucleus. Gene Ontology annotation, molecular function: DNA binding; DNA-binding transcription factor activity, RNA polymerase II-specific. Lineage: Eukaryota; Metazoa; Chordata; Actinopteri; Cichliformes; Cichlidae. Gene Ontology annotation, biological process: regulation of transcription by RNA polymerase II. The record is from RefSeq and is a predicted model, not a curated record. The coding region runs from base 212 to 1885 and encodes 557 amino acids. The transcript has 13 exons.